AUGCCCGGGUUACUUCAACCGUACCGCUCAGUUCGGACAGAAAAGGUUCAAGAACCCCGAUGUACGCAAAACCCGACCAACAUUUUUUGCUCGGUCACGGGAUGAACCAAAGAGUCUACCCCUCGACUUCGAGUCUAAAGGUUCUUAAAUCAAGCAGAGCCAGUGGAUCUCUUUAUUUGUCAACGUGAAUACCAUCGACAACCUGAGGCUAUGAUUUUUUCAGCCAUGAACUUUUCGGAAACCUUAUCCCAUCGAAGAGAAGGCUUUGUGAAAGCUUCUGGAGACAUCCAGAAAACGCCCGCCGUCUCCUUUGUCCUUCAGACAUCCUCCAGAAGUUUCCUCUCCUCUCCUUUUAUAACCCCGCAAUGGCCCCCCUUCGACCGCCACUGAAACUCUGACAGGAAAGCUCGAACUUUUCGACAGAUACCGAUUUCCUUAUUGUCUUUCCGUUUGUCCCAAGAGCCUAGACAGGAACAAUGUCUCAGAGCUUGUGCAACUGGAGACCCCCCCUGCUCUCUCCGUUGUCGCGGAGAGCUUCGAGGGCGUCUCAGCCCAUCCACUCGGAACCCCUUCUUCUGUUGCAGCCCACCGGCGGCCGGUACCAGAGUUGCCAGGCCAUCAGGGCUGCGGCGGCCGACGGCAGGGACAACCUGGACCACUUGCAGAGAGCGAGCGGCAGGCAGCAGCAACCCAAGAGAAGGGUAGGCCCCGUCGCUCCCAUUGGUUUGUGGGACAGGUUCCCGACGGCGAGGACUGUGCAGCAAAUGAUGGAGACGAUGGACAGAAUCAUGGAGGAGCCUGUUGCCUACUCGAGCGGGUGGCCCUCGCAAUUGCCGACCGAGGCGGGAGGGUUUGGCCGGGGGAGGACCCCGUGGGAGAUCAAGGAAGGCGAGCGCGAGUACAAGAUGAGAUUCGACAUGCCUGGUAUGACCAAAGAGGACGUGAAGGUGUGGGUCGAGGAGAAGAUGCUCGUCAUCAAGGCCGAAAAGGCUCCCAAGAAGAAGCGCGGUGAAGGUGAGGGCCCGGAGAGCGGAGCUGGCGAGGAAGAAGGGGAAGGGGACUGGUCUGCUAGGAGCUAUGGGAGGUACAGCAGUAGGAUUGCAUUGCCGGAGAACGUGCGGUUCGAGAAGAUCAGAGCAGAAGUGAAGGAUGGAGUCUUAUAUAUAACCAUUCCUAAGGAUGACAAUACCGGGAAGAUACUCGACAUCAAUGUCCAAUGAUUCCUGUUGUGUACUUUAGAUAUACACUGCCGAAACAGCAGUCUUCUCGGAGUCAAUUGAGUCUACGUUUCUUGGAGGUUAACGAGUCUAUCUGUUUUGUGUCGGCAUCAAUUACAGUACGGCACACGUUGUGUGUUCUUCCUUGGUCCCUUGCGAUAGAUGACAACUGAAGGAGUAUGAAAGUCCUCUGUCUCCAUUAUAACGUGGUUCGGUUCCUGAAUGAUGCAUGUGUCGGUGUUGGUUCAUUCUAUUUGUUUCUUUUUUGUCAUGAUGGUGGUUGAGGAAAGAAUAAAUACAUUUUAGCUUGCUUUUUUCGGUAA
Messenger RNA from Punica granatum (pomegranate), 1540 nucleotides. NCBI's taxonomy places the organism in Eukaryota, Viridiplantae, Streptophyta, Magnoliopsida, Myrtales, Lythraceae. The record is from RefSeq and is a predicted model, not a curated record.